UUGAACAAUCAGAAGCUAGCACACUCAAACCAGAGAGACAUAGGAAUGUGACCCUCAAAAGAUGAUUUCCAGACUCUGGGAAGGAUUUCAGCCGCGUCCGAUUCCGAGGCAUCCAGGCAUCCUCCAUGGGCACCUACGUUCCCACACCAGGACCCCUCCAUUGGCUUUCAGGAAAGAGUGGCCUAAGCUGGCGGCGCAGAGUUGAGUUUACUCGGGCGCGACGGGUUUCCUUACAGGAUCUUCGUGAGCUGGUGGGAGCUGCAGGGGUAACCGAGAAGGGCUCCUGGCGCUGUUGGCGCUGCGGUCUUCGGGACCCCCCCCUACCCGCGACCGUACCCCACUUCGCCCGGCUCCCGGUGCUCUGCAGCCGCAGGCCCGCUCCCGGAAGUCGUGGCAGCUGGUAACAAAGAGCCUGCCAGGCCGCCGCUGCCCGGGCUGCGGGAUACAGGAGUCCGGCUGAGCUGCUGGGGGUGAGCGCGAGCCGGGCCAUGAGUCCAGGUUCGUGGUGGUGAGGGGCGGCGGCCGGCGGCCGAGGCGCUGGUCCGAGUCGAGAGGCCGGUGCCUCCCUCCUCGCCACCCCCGGGAGUCGGGGCGCAGGUGCCUCUGCUCUCCCGGCCGCUCCACCCGGGAAACCGGCUUGACGACCUUCCCCCGGCGGCGCCUGGCCUUCAGCUGCAGGGGACCUACGCUCAGCACCGGCUGCCGAAUCCCGGGUUUCUCUGCGGGACUCAGAGAGGACCCGGCUCUUCUCCGAGCGGUCCUGAUGCUUUGUGCAAAGAAGCUGGGGGAGCCUGACGGUUUCUGUUUUUUAAAAAAAAUUUUUAUAAGUUUCGAUUUUUAGGAAUUUUUGCAGACUUUGAAGUACUCUCUACCUCUUCGCAUCCUUUCUUCUGCUCCUGGAGUCUUUUUCCUCCUAAUUAUUUUUACUAUCAGAGCAGACCAGGGAUGAACGUUUUGUAAUUGAAAGUGUAACUGUUAAAACCACGUCGAGAUAGUAAUCAAGAUGGACAAAAAGUCCUUUGAAACGGUGCUGGAUGAAAUUAGAAAGGCUGUUUUGACGGAGUACAAGUUAAAAGCAAUCGAAUAUGUGCAUGGAUAUUUUUCUAGUGAACAGGUGGUUGAUUUAUUGAGAUAUUUCUCCUGGGCUGAGCCUCAGUUGAAGGCAAUGAAGGCAUUACAGCAUAAAAUGGUGGCUGUUCACCCAGCAGAAGUGGUCAAUAUACUCAAUUGUUUCACCUUCAGUAAAGACAAACUAGUUGCUCUUGAACUGUUAGCUUCAAACAUUGUUGACGCCCAGAAUGCUCGUCCCAUUGAAGAUUUAUUCAGGAUCAAUAUGUCUGAGAAGAAACGAUGCAAGAGAGUACUUGAACAGGCUUUCAAGGGGGGCUGCAAAGCUCCUCAUGCUAUGAUCUCUUCUUGUGGAACAAUCCCAGGAAAUCCAUAUCCCAAAGGAAGACCUAGUCGCAUAAAUGGAAUUUUCCCAGGAACCCCUUUGAAAAAAGAUGGUGAAGAAUGUACUAAUGAAGGCAAAGGAAUAGCUGCACGGAUUCUUGGACCAUCCAAACCACCUCCUUCAACGUACAAUCCACAUAAACCUGUUCCUUAUCCAAUACCUCCAUGCCGGCCACAUGCAACUAUUGCACCAAGUGCUUAUAACAAUGCAGGUCUGGUACCGUUGGCCAGUGUCAUAGCUCCAGGUGUGCCCCCUCCACCUCCAUAUACUCCUAAUCCAGUAGGAACAGAAAAUGAAGACCUUUCCAGUCAGUCAAAAUCUACACAGAAUCAAUUAUUUUCUACACCAGCCAGUCAACUCUUUUCUCCUCAUGGUUCUAACCCUUCAACACCUGCUGCAACUCCCCUCCCCACUGCAUCCCCGGUCAAGGCAGUAAAUCUCCCCUCAGCAUCAGCAACCGCCACCAUUUCUGGGAUGAACAUGCCGAAUACUGUCCUUCCUGUGUUCCCAGGGCAGGUCUCCGCAGCCGUUCACGCACCACAGCCAUCAACGCCAAAUCCAACAGUUAUCAGGACCCCUUCGCUGCCUGCUGCACCUGUCACUUCUGUCCACAGUACAACGUCUGCUCCUGUUCCUUCAGUUUUUUCUGGGCUAGUUGCACUGCCAGGUCCUUCUGCUGCUCCUGUCCCAGCCCCUCAGGCCACACCCACACCUCGGGCCACUCCUGCUUCCAGUGAAAUAUUUGCCUCUACUUCUGCCCCCUUCACUAGCCUCCCUUUCUCUGCCACCUCUACUGCUGCUUCUACCAACAACCCAAGUUCUGCUUCAUUGUCCUCAGUCUUUGCAGGGCUCCCCUUGCCCUUAACACCAACAUCCCAAGGCGUAUCCAACCCAACUCCUUCUGUAAUUGCCGGUGGUUCUGCUCCUGGUGUUGCUUGUCCACUUGGUGUAAAUAAUCCUCUUCUGUCUGCUUUAAAGGGCUUUCUGACGUCAAAUGAUACCAAUUUAAUCAACCCUUCUGCUUUAUCUUCUGCCGUUACAAGUGGGCUGGCUUCUCUGUCUUCUCUUACUAAUCAGAACUCUGAUUCUCCUGCUUUAGCUGCUAACAAGUGCUAUGCCCCAUCAGCCAUUCCCGCCCCACAGAGGUCUUCCACUCCAGGGUUGGCCAUGUUCCCAGGCCUGCCAUCUCCUGUGGCUAAUUCAACCUCCACUCCCUCUACUUUGCCUGUGCAGUCUCCUCUAGCUACUCCUACAUCAUCUUCGACUUCAGUGCCAGUUAGCUGUGGUUCCUCAGCUACCCUUUUGCAUGGCCCCCACCCAAGUAACUCAGACCUUCACAUUUCAUCUGCCCCUACUGUAACAACUCUUUCUGUUAUGAUCAAAACUGAGCCCACGAGUCCUACUCCCUCAGCCUUCAAAGGCCCAUCUCAUUCCGUGAAUCCCUCUCAUGGCACUUUAGGUUUAUCAGGGACAUUGGGUCGUGCAUAUACUUCAGCAUCAGUGCCCAUCAGUCUAUCUACUUGCCUUAAUCCUGCAUUAUCAGGUCUCUCCAGUUUGAGUACUCCCUUGAAUGUUUCAAACCCCCUCUCCUCUAUCUCCCUUCCUCCACAUGGUUCCUCCACUCCCAUCACUCCAGUAUUCACUGCUCUUCCUCCUUUCACUUCUUUGACCAAUAAUUUCCCUUUAACUGGCAACCCGACUCUUAAUCCGUCAGUAUCUCUUCCAGGAUCGUUAAUAGCCACCUCAUCUGCAGCUGUCACCUCCGCGUCUGUCCCUCAUCCUAGUUCGACAGCGGCCGUUCUCUCAGGGCUUUCUGCCUCAGCACCCGUCUCAGCAGCGCCUUUCCCCCUCAACCUGUCCACUGCUGUCCCCUCACUUUUUUCAGUUACUCAAGGACCUCUGCCGUCUUCAAAUCCCUCCUACCCUGGCUUCUCUGUCGCUAACACCCCUGGCGUCACCCCUGCUCUCCCUUCGUUCCCGGGGCUGCAGGCGCCAUCUACAGUGGCAGCCGUCACACCACUUCCCGUUGCUGCCACAGCCCCAUCACCAGCUCCCGUCCUCCCAGGAUUCGCUUCAGCAUUUAGUUCCAACUUCAACUCUGCCCUUGUUGCACAAGCCGGCUUAUCAUCGGGACUUCAAGCUGCAGGCAGUUCUGUUUUUCCAGGCCUUUUGUCCCUCCCAGGUAUCCCCGGGUUUUCCCAGAAUGCUUCACAGUCAUCCCUGCAGGAAUUACAGCAUAAUGCAGCUGCACAGUCAGCACUGCUACAGCAGGUUCACUCAGCUUCGGCUCUGGACAGCUAUCCAGCUCAGCCGGAUGGAUUUCCUAGUUAUCCUUCAACACCAGGAACACCAUUUUCUUUGCAAACAGGCCUGUCCCAAAGUGGGUGGCAGUGAAUAUAUUUUAAUUUGUAUUCUCUUUUGGAGCAACAUCACAAUUGCCUAAGGACUGCAGUGAACUGUCUGACAAAUGUGAAGUUGACCAGAAGUCAGAAAAUGAGAAUGAGGGUGAUCCUAGGAAAACGGGGAUAAGAGUUUAAAAAACAUGGUUGCAUUUUUUUAAAUGGUUUUAAAUAAGAACACUCCCCUAUGUAAAUAUACUGACAAUACAUUAUAUGGGGAAUAGUAUUAAAAAACUAUUUGGGGACUUUUGACCUCUCACCCAAUGAAAUUUUGAGUCGUGUCUGUAAUCUAUGUAGGAAGAAUACUAAAGAGGAGGUUGAACUCUUUAUAGCCGAAUACAGCCUUAAAUCUGCUCGUACAGCAUCCACUGACGGAAGUAAUAGUUGUGCCUCUGACUUACGGGUUGCGUGUGGCCCUUGGCGUGCAUGAGUGGUUCCUGUUGCAUCAUGGGAACUCUGUACUCCAUGUGUAUCCACAGACAGGAACUGGAGACCCACCAUUAUCUUUCAUUUCUGACAUUAAUGA
Messenger RNA from Diceros bicornis minor, 4378 nucleotides. Its product is annotated as proline and serine-rich protein 1-like. Lineage: Eukaryota; Metazoa; Chordata; Mammalia; Perissodactyla; Rhinocerotidae. The record is from RefSeq and is a predicted model, not a curated record. Bases 1004 to 3847 code for a protein of 947 amino acids. The transcript has 13 exons.